ACGCUUUCGAUACAACGAAGCUCUAGGAAAGAGAGACCAUACUCUAGGAAAGAGAGAAGACCAUACAACGAAAACCCUAGGAGGGAGAGGGAGAGGGAGAGUGAGAGAGAGGGAGAGGAGCACCAUCGAGGCAAAGGCGCGGCAGUUGCAGUGCUUUAGGAGGGUGAGCUUAUCCAAAAAUGGCUGACGAAAGACGAGUGCACCCAGAUUGCAUUAAUGCAUCCAAUCCAUACCAUGAAUGUGUCGAAUAUUGCUUCAGAAAAAUUGCUGAAGCCAAGGCACGAGCGAAUGCAAAUGAACCAGAGGUGCAAGCAAGUGCUGGCAGUGGUCAGCCCAAUUUAGAUCCUGAUGAGAAUGCAGUUCCACAUGAUGAAGGACAGGAUAUUGAAGAACCUGCUGAUGACAAUCGUGACCAUCUUGUUGAGGAGAAUGCGGAAGUAGACUUUACUAAACUUACAGGGAAGCAGAAAAAAUUGUUUGAGCUGAGGCUCAAGAUGAAUGAGGCAAGGAAAGCUAAUCAAACAGCCAUGGUGGCUGAGAAGAAACGAAUGGAAGCUCCACCAGAAUCAAGGGGCAUUUCAAAACAAAAAUGGCUUGAGGAUCGGAAGAAAAAAAUUGGCAAACUUCUAGAUGCAAAUGGCUUGAAUAUGGAAAAAGCAUAUAUGCUAGACACGCAAGAGAUGGCUGAAUCAAAAUAUAAAAAAUGGGAAAAAGACCCUGCUCCUUUUGGUUGGGAUGUUUUCAACCAGAAAACCUUGUACAAUGCAUACAAGAAGCGUACAAAAAACAUUGAGGUUGACUUGGAAGAAUAUAACAGAAUGAAAGAAGCUGAUCCAGAGUUUUACCGUGAAGCUUCAAGCCUCCAAUAUGGAAAGGCACCAAAAAUUUCGGAGGACAAGAUUGACAUGAUGGUGAAGGAACUCAAGGACCGAGACGCGAAGCGCAACUCAUUUAGCAGGAGGAGAAAGUUCCAUGAGGAGAAAGACAUUGAUUCAAUCAAUGACCGCAAUGAACAUUUCAACAAGAAGAUUGAACGGGCCUUCGGUAAAUAUACUCUGGAAAUCAAAAACAAUCUCGAGCGAGGAACUGCUUUGCCUGACUAAGGUAUUCGCUACUUAUAAUGCCUUUGUUUAUUAUGUAAAUAAAACAAAUUAAAGUCCUGCUUUCAAACUGUAGAAGUCUGCUAUCGGAGAGGAUCUUAUUCUUGUGUAGAAACCUGCUUUUUGAAAUUUGUGAAUUUUAAAGAUAUAUUUGUAUGAUUACUUUUGGCAUAACAAGGUUUGUAGGAUGCAUCUUUGAUUUUUAGUUUGCUGACUCAAAUUAUAGUGGAUGAUGAUAAUCAUAUGGUGGUGCGGAUAUAUAAAUAGGAAGCCUAUCGUAGGUCAUAUAUUUGCAAUAUCCAAGGAUGCAUUAUCUAUGCCCAAAAAGUGGUGUGAAUUGAAGAGAAUGUAUAGAAAGAUUGGCAUCCCAAUUAAAAUUGAAACUUAAGCCAAUUCCGGAAGAUGUUGUGACGUGCAGCAUUCUGGAAUAGAUGGAUCUGAUUGAGCAGGAUUAUAUAUUUUUUUUUUCGGUUUGAUCAAAUUCCAUGCCCUUUUAUUCAUCUGCAACAGUUUGAGAUUCAUUGUGAUAGCUAUUGUCAAAGUUGAGCCUGAUAGACUAUUCAAACUGAUAUCUAUGCUUAUUUGGUACCAAAUCACUAAAUGCUACGUUUAUUUGGCUGAAACAGCAUCCCAUUAAAAUGGACCUGAAUUAGGCUUAAUCAAAUUCCAUACCGUAUUUGUUCAUUUGCAACAGCUUGAAAUUCAUUGUGAUAGCUCCUUUUGAGCCAAAGCUGGGCAUGAUAGAUUAUUCAAGCCAAAACGAUCACCCCAGAACUUUUGUCUAUUUGGUACUAAUUCACUAAAGUGCUACUUGCAUUUGGUGUUAAUCAGCUUGCCUUUGGUUGCAGGGACUUCACCAGCAUGGAGAUCACAGUGAACAACGCCUCCCUUUUGUAUUUUAGCAGAAGUUUGCUCAUGGACUUUGUUUUAUCAUCCACUAAAGGAUUUUGAUUUGUAAAGGUAUCGAAAUCCUGAUUUGGUGGAAUUAACUCAUGUUGUAGAAGUUACAUUUUCCUUUCGUUACUCCGCAAGGCAAAUGAAAAGUAAGAAACUUUCAUUUUAUAUCCUUUUCUGUUCACAAACUGUUAUGUAUUAAAUUUUCUUCAAAUUUAAUUGUAAAUUACUAAAGCAUAAAAUUUAUUGUUUUAUAAUAUAUUUUGUUGUUCA
This is a messenger RNA of Malania oleifera, 2267 nucleotides long. RefSeq lists its product as uncharacterized. NCBI's taxonomy places the organism in Eukaryota, Viridiplantae, Streptophyta, Magnoliopsida, Santalales, Ximeniaceae. Gene Ontology annotation, cellular component: post-mRNA release spliceosomal complex; Prp19 complex; catalytic step 2 spliceosome. Bases 180 to 1103 code for a protein of 307 amino acids. The transcript is spliced from 6 exons. The record is from RefSeq and is a predicted model, not a curated record.